Desarmillaria tabescens is the source of this 2810-nucleotide messenger RNA. RefSeq names its product topoisomerase II-associated protein PAT1. Gene Ontology annotation, biological process: P-body assembly; deadenylation-dependent decapping of nuclear-transcribed mRNA. Gene Ontology annotation, cellular component: P-body. The record is from RefSeq and is a predicted model, not a curated record. The transcript has 11 exons. Gene Ontology annotation, molecular function: RNA binding. Bases 78 to 2708 code for a protein of 876 amino acids. Lineage: Eukaryota; Fungi; Basidiomycota; Agaricomycetes; Agaricales; Physalacriaceae.
CGACGAGUUCUUGAGCGCGACACCACUCUUGUUCCUACCACCAUCCUCCCGCUCUUUUUCCGGUACCAAAUGCGGUCAUGUCUUUUUUUGGAUUCGAGCAAAGUGACUUAGAAAAGGAAAAACAGCGUUUCCUUGAGGGAGGCGUCCAGGACACUGAAAAUUUAGCUGUUUACACUUGGGGAGAAGAAAGCUACGACGGUUUAGGCGAUGCUUUACAGGAAGGCGGUGAUGACUUCAAUGAUGAGACCUUUGGCAGUACUGGUGCCGUUGGCAAGGACUUUGAUUUUUCCAAUGCGGGCGGCUUGCAUGACUCCCAUGCGUUGCCUGGACAUCCCGACAGCUCAAAAGAUGCAUUGACUCAGGAAAAUUCUGCACUUCAAGUUAAAGAGCCUACUCCUGCAGUUCAGACUCAAUCUUCAUCGAAAACGAUUCCUGCCCGCUCUUUGGAGUCUCUUUGGGAUGACAAGUCUCCCUUCUCCGUUCUCCCUCGUAACAACGGUGCUGUUCGGUCAAACCCGAGCUCGUCUUCCUCUCCAUUUGCCCCACAGUCAGCAGCAAGAGGUCCCCAGACCUUAUCUCAAAACGUUUCACAGUCUGGCGUGCGCACACUGGCUGAAAUAGAGGCUGAGAUGCGCACUGCGACCCAGCAAUCUCGACAGGCUGCGGUACACCGGGAGAAACUUCUUCGUAGACAACAGGAAGAAGAAUACUUACGAGAGCAGGAACUCCUUCGACAACAACAAGAGGAGGAGGAAUAUUUGCGCCAGGAUCAAGAGCUGCAGCGGCAACGCUAUUUGUACCAACAGGAACAGCUCCAAAUGCAACGUCUGCAGCAGCAGAGGGAACUUCAACAGAGAGAGCUGCUGCAGCAGGCACAGAACACGCCUCCCCCUCGCAUGCUUCCGGAACUCCAAGAACAAUUGCGAAUGGAGAGUUUGGAGCGACAAUUGCGCGCGCAACAAUUGAAUAAUCUCGGGACUCACCAUCGUCAAUUGUCAGGCCAGAGUCUAUCUCCCCAACCCCAGCACCAGCACCAGCGUCGUCAACGGUCACGUUCCCCUUCUGGACCUAUCCAGUUGCAGGACAAUCUUUCAUAUCAUCCCCAAAAUAUCCAGUUCCAGCAACGGCUUCUGUCCGAGAUGGCACAGGCCGAAUUUUUGCGUGAUAUGCAAGGAUCAAACCCUGCGGAGCAAGAAGCCUUACGUAUGGAGGCUAUGCGCAAGAUAGUCGAGGCCGAGAAGUUGGAAGAGAAGAGGCGAAGGCGUGCUGCUAAGAUUGCCCAUAUGUCCAGAUACAAUGACCUUAUGACCCAAUCGGACAAAGACUUCAUUACUCGGAUUCAGGUUUCUCAGCUAGUGACUCAGGAUCCUUAUGCUGACGACUUCUACGCCCAAGCGUAUGGUGCUAUCAUGCGUUCGCGGAUGGGCAUUCACUCUCAGGACGAACGAGUGCUAAAAUUUGGGUCUGGCGGGGGUAUAGGUUUGGGUAUUGCACCCAAAGGAGGCCAUCGAAGGCAGAGCGCUAUGCAGAAGAUGGAACAACAGGUGGAACGGAUUGUUAGCAAUGCUCGACGCCGCGAGGAAGAGAAAGGCCUGCAUUCACUUCACAGCCUGCAGGGUGCUUUAGGAAAGACUUCUGGGCGAAGUUACAAAGCUGCACCCCGCCAACUUCUCCAAGUAGAUUCUAGCAGCACAUCUUCGUCACCCACGUUGUCUCAUGCUCAUGCGCACAUCUCCAAGCAAGAUUCUAUUGAUGCCAAAAACAAGGGUAAGGAAGAGGCCGCCGCCGAAGCUGCGAAACUGGGUCGAGAAGCGCUAGGGACAGCCGCUGAUUUGACUAGGAGAGAGAUUCUGACGUGUUUAGAAGAUUUGCAUGAUUUGGUACUGAAGGCGGAGCAACUCAAGCAGGAAGAACCCUUACCUGAAGAAGCGCAAAUUUAUGCUGAGUGGGAACACGAAUAUUCCGGAGUGGUAGACCAAAUGUGGAACCAACUUAAAGUGAUGGUACCCAUCGCCACAAGUGACCCGCACCCAUUUAUAUCCCUUCUGAGUGUGGCCAAAGGGAAACGGGUCCUCUCCCGCUUGGCGCGUCAUUUCGACAACCAGCAAAUGCUUACGAUGUUGACUCUUCUCAUCGCAUGCUUCAAUCAACUGGAUGUCUUCAGACAGGCGCCACUCUUGGACACCCUUGAGGAUACGCCAGAACGCGUAGAAGUCGAGCGACAGACGAACGCUUUUCUAAGCAAUGUGCUGCAUAGCAUCGUAUCUGUAAUUAGCAAUGGUAGCUUGCGGCUUGUAACGGGCCUUCUCGGAUUGCUUUUGGAUCGGAAUAACGUUUCGGAAGUUGCGCAGACACAGCCUGGUCUUUCACUCCUCACACUAUUCCUUACGAGAGUUCAAGUCAUCAAAGAAGGUGCAGCUGUCUUAGAGAAUGAGCUACCAACCGUAGAAGAUGCAAAUCAAUGGCGGACUAUCGCCGUAGAUAUUAUCGAUAGGCCAGUCUGGCAAUUCCUCGCUGCUUUGGCCCUUCAUGCACUUCCUGAACAACAGCCGAUCUUAGUGCAUUCACUGCGUGAGAAGGUGCUCGAAAACGUCGUUAGUGCAAAGAAGGGUUGGGUAUCGGACGAGCAAGAAAGGCGGGCAAAACUACACAAUGUUGAUCUAUUUUUGUCCGCGCUUGGUUUGAGUAGUUCACAGAUUGAUUUGUAGUGUUUUGUUGUAAUUAUUUAUCUUACGUUCACCUGUUUCAACUGAGUUGUACAUUUUUGACGCUCCUUUGCCUUGACACAUUGCACAAUGACAGCUGCGCAC